GCAGGGAAGUGCUCCUGAUUUACCACAGCUUGGGGAAAGCGGCUCAGCCUGGCUGGAGAGGGAACAGCCGUGUCCCCAGGAAGGAUGGGAAUGGUGCUGCGAGCAGCUGUGCUCCUGAGUUCCCUUCUCCACUGCAGCGCUUUUCUGGAACUGAGUGGCCCCAGUGAAAUCAAAGGUGUCUGGAAGGACUCUAUCACUCUGCCUUGUAUCUAUGUACCUGUGGAGGACCUUGUGCAGCAAACCCUCACCUGGACUGUGGUACAUGACAAGGGUUCAGGCACCAUCUUUCGGAGGGAUAGCUCUGGUGACCAUGUCCUCCUGUCUGAGUACAGGGACAGAGUCAGCAUCUCAAAGGAUGCCCCAGGAAAUGUGUCUCUCCUCAUCAUGAGCCUGGAGAUCUCUGACAGAGGAACCUACACUUGCCAGGUCACCUGGAGAGACAGCAACAACAGUCUGAUAGCAAAGGAGAUUGCCACCAAUUUGGAGGUUGUUAAAGUGGCAGCCACCAAGCCCAUCAUCAGAGCUGGAGAGCCGGGGCUGACGCUGCCGGCCGGAGCCAGCACCAGCCUGACCUGCGAGGCCAGCGGGUCCCCUCCCAUCAGCUACCGCUGGUUCCGGAGCGACCCGGCGGGCACAGCCGAGCUCCUGAGCAGCGGCGCUGAGCUGGCCUGGCCCAGCCUGCGGCCCUCGGACAGCGGCACGUACUUCUGCGAGGCCGAGAACAGGGCUGGGGCCGGCGCCGUGCAGCGCAGCGAUGCUGUGCAGCUCACGGUGACAGAUCUGCCCACAACAACAGCAGUCUUGCAGAGGAGUGUGGGAACCACGGGGGGACACCACUCAACCACAGAAAAAACUCAAACAGAGGUGGUGUCCAGAGGUACCUCAGCAAUCUCCCGGACUCCAUGGGGCCCCACCACUGCUGCAGAUCUGCCCAUAACAGCAACCACUUCACAUAGUGGUGUGGGAUAUCCAGGGAAGAAUGAAACUAUUCGUGAUUUCCAGAGGACUGGCUUGUCCCUGUACUUGGUCAUCCUGAUUGCUGUGGUGUGUGGUGCUGUGGUUUUCCUUGUCAUCUCUCUCAUCCUUUGCAUUAGAAAGCCCAAAGACGCUCAAGCCUAUGAUGUAAAAUUCCAUAACUCGAGAGCAGCAGCUCCUUCAAGCACAGUUCUCUAUGAGGAACCCAUCCCUUCCACUGAGAACAACUAUGUGAUGGAGCUUGGGGAAAACAAAGUCUCUGAAGAAGUAAAUAAGAACGUGUCUGACUGUGUUGCAAACCCCCAGGAAUCUGUGUAUGAAGUAGGGGAUGCUUCCUGAGAACCAACAACGAUCUGCAGAUACCAGUCUUGAGGAGCACCUUCACCCACACAAAAUAUGUAUUUCUCUCCACUUUGGCCCCUCACAAGUAGGUUGGACAAGCAGUGGUUGCUCUUCCUUCACAAUCCCUGCAGUGAAAACGCAUAUCUUGCCAGGAACUUCAGUUACAGACUGCUGUAUAGAACCUCUGAUUCUGUUUUCCUUGAUUCCCUCUCACCACCUCUAUCCAAGAAAGCUCUUUGAGAGCUGCAGCACGCAGGUGCCAGGCUAGGAGCACUGAACUGAACUUACUGCUUUGUCUGGCCAGGACUCAGCCUUUGUGUGGUGCCAGGAGAGCCAGCACUGAGGGCUGCUCAGCAUCCCCAUCCCUGUGCUCACCCAGGGCAGGAUGUGGUGGCUUGGGAAUUGAUGAUUCUUCUCCUGCCCACCUGAUGCUGUACAGAUUUAACAUGAGAGACCUUCUAGAAACACUGAAAGGCAGAUUAAAGCCAAGAGAAUCUCAGGAACCUGCCACAGCAGGAGAAGCAGUGCAGGAAGCAGGAAUGUCCUGUGCAGUCUGUGUGCUGCCCUUGGUCCCCCUCCACAGCACUGCAGUGAGGUCUGGACACACUGGCCACAGCUCUGGGUGCUUCUGAUACUGCAACCAGGCACAUCCUUUCCGAGCUCACACUCUCUGUUCUCUCUUUAAAUGCAUGAUGGGUAUUUGAAAGAAAUUAGAUACUUUUCCAUAAGUUUGGGGUAGGAUUGCUUACACAUGCCUCACGUGUUUUGCCGUGUGCAUUUCUGCACGACUGGCUCAUUUUGCCACUCGCAGCCCCUCACUAGAUACUCAAGAAAUACUUUCCUCCCAGCUUAAAAAGCCUGAAGGGUAAGUUAUGAAUAAUUUCUACUGCCUUGAGUAAAUCUAUCAUGCAGAGUUACAGAAGAACAUUUUUAUGACAAACAGGGCAAUUCUGUAUCCCAUUAAAAGCCAUGCAGACAGAUGUAAAACUGAGGGAGUGACCUGAGGGAUGAGUGAAACUUUGGUAACACAGGCACAGGAUUAAGGGGACCCUAGUUGUGCUGCUCACACUCAGGACAGCUCUGCAUCUACAGGUCUCUGAGAAUCAGUUCAAAACUCACCAGAAAUCAAAGGGAGUGUGAGGUGCUAAUGGAAAGGUAUUCCAGACAAAAAACAGGAUUGUGGUAGUGUAAAGCCCGUGGAAUGUCACUACUUAAUCUAUGCACGUUGGCCUCACCCUGGGUUUAGCAGAGCAAAAAAAGUUACUGAGAAAGGUUGUAAAGAAUAAUUAUUGGUACAAAACCACAUCUGUGCAAACAGUCUCUAAGAAAAGAGAAGAAACAAAUGAGCCAAGUGUGCCCAUGGGGGUCAGGGCUGAGAAGGUGAAGGGGCUAUUUGUUUACAGCUUCUUUGAAAAGGAUGCAGAAAUUAAUGAUAAUUGUCUGGUAGCACUUUCAAAGGGCAGGGAAAAGUAUUUCUUUGUAUGCAACACAGAAAUAAAUGUGGAACACAGUGCUGCUCACCUAGGGCUGAGAGCUAGGGGUCUAAUGGGAAAUUAGAGGAAUUAAUGAUUUAUUUAAAAGUUCAUCAGAAUGCACAAACUACCAGGCACACUUUCCAUGUACUCAUCAGUGACCUUAUACUUUCUCCUGUCCUACAAGUUUUAUUUCUCUUUGUUAAGAAUGUACUUAAAAAUCAAGGGCUGGGACAUCUUGAUUUCUGAAUGAAAAGGGAAUACAUGGCAGCUGCUGGUGCUGUCAGGGAGAAAACUGCCAACAUGUACAUGCAGCUAAUUGUAGAUGUGGAGAAAAUAGGUGUGAGUGUGUGUUUGUGCAUAUGUGUGGUCAGAGGAGGUGGGAAGGAAAUGUGGCAGGUGUUGGAGCACAAAUUUCAGCCCGUUUCAGCCUGACUGCUGUGGCCACUGAAGGGGAAAUAUGGCUCUGGCCACUUGAAAUGACCUGCAGUGCUCUUCAUCUUCGGGGUCAUGAUGUGGCCCAGGCAGAGGAGAGGGGAGCACUGGGAGAAGGCAGAGAUGUGGGGUGACCCACUGAGGGACAGGGUGGUCAGUCACACUGUGGGCUGAGCUCUCAUUGCUGAAACCCCAUGGCUAAUGGCUGCCAGGAAUCCCACAGCUUGCCCCAAAAUCACUCAAUUCCAGCUGCACUGCAAAGCCACAGGCAGUGCAGCCCUACCAAUGUGGUUAAACAGCAGUGUUAUCCUGGCUGGACAGCCAGCACCAGGAGCUGAUGAUAUUAAAUACAGCUGUUGUAAGGCAAGCUCAUGAAACUGAAAAUAAAUCCAUGGAUUAUGGU
Molecule: messenger RNA, 3627 nt
Organism: Sturnus vulgaris (Common starling)
Lineage: Eukaryota; Metazoa; Chordata; Aves; Passeriformes; Sturnidae
Product: V-set and immunoglobulin domain-containing protein 4-like
Biological process (GO): negative regulation of macrophage activation; negative regulation of T cell proliferation; negative regulation of interleukin-2 production
Molecular function (GO): complement component C3b binding
Source: RefSeq, a predicted model, not a curated record